AUGAACAGCAGAUACAUUCGCCACGGCUUGCAGAACACGGCAGAUAACAGCAGCAGCAGCAGCAGCAGCAGCAGCAGCUUCAGGGGCUCCAGACAUGACUUCCGGCCCCCCGAGUCUCUGGCUAGCCAGAGGGGUUUGAAGAGCAGCAGCCCCACUGCAGCAGCAGCAGCAGCAGCAGCAGCAGCAGCAGCAGCAGCAAACCGCUCCCCCUCCGUUUUGAAAAUGCGAAGUUCAGCUAGCCGAUCGCUAGACAGCAGAACCCAAAGCGGCAUUCACGACGGAACUGCUGCUGCUGCUGCACAGCAGCAGCAGCAGCAGCAGCAGCAGCAGCAGCAGCAGCAGCAGCAGGCGAAGACGAAUGGAAACGCAGUACCGAAUAACUCUUAA
Molecule: messenger RNA, 387 nt
Organism: Eimeria necatrix
Lineage: Eukaryota; Apicomplexa; Conoidasida; Eucoccidiorida; Eimeriidae
Exons: 2
Coding region: 1-387 (128 amino acids)
Source: RefSeq, a predicted model, not a curated record